AGCUGUCCGGCUUUGUGACUGGGUAAAGCUCUUGGCUAAUUUAGCUGGUGGUGGUUAUGUAGGCUGUAGGUGCAGCCGGAAAAAAUUAUAUCUAACCAAACUUUGUAUUGUGGUUUGGCACACCUUGCGCCAUUUAUUCUGCUGAUCUGUCCGCUGAAAUUGUACCAGUAAGCGGUAGCUGUCAAGCUUGAAGCAUGUUUUCUGGGAAACCCGUGAAGCCGACGUUUAAGUCUUAUCUUCCCCCUGUACAGACUGAACUGAAGAAGAGUCCCCAGAUCACCAUAAAGAAACUAGAGGCCAAGUUGCUUCCAGGGGAAAUUGUGGUGAAUGAGGUCAACUUUACGCGGAAGUGCAUCGGUGCAGACAGCAGCCAGGAUGACCUCUGGGGAAAGCUGAUAUGCACCAAUUUCAAAGUGUCCUUCGUUACCCAUGAUUCCCUGCCACAGCAGAGGUUUCAGUGUGCUCACCGGCUGCUGGGAGAGCAUGAUAUUCCCUUGGCAUGUGUGGAACAAGUGGUGACAGUGAAUGACAUCAAGGGGAAGCAGAAGGUUCUUGGAUCAAAUCAGAAGCUGAAGUUCAAUCCCACUGAACUCAUCCUGUACUGUAAGGACUUCCGUAUAGUCCGCUUUCGCUUUGACGAGGCUGGACCCGAGAGCGCCAAGAAGGUUUGUCUGGCUAUAGCCCAUUACUCUCAUCCUGCAGAUCCCCAGUUGCUGUUUGGCUUUGAGUAUGUAGGGCAGCAUUACUACGGCUCUCAAGGUGAACGGAUGAAUGGAGUAGACCCAGGAGGAGGUUUACAGACGCCCAUGUUUGACCGGCCCUCAGACUGGGACCGCGAGAUCAAACGCACUGGAGCAGCAGAAUGGAGAGUUUGCUCCAUCAAUGAGAGCUACAUAGUCUCACCCAGUCUCCCUGAAUAUUUUGUGGUUCCGGCGUCUCUGGCGGAUCAGGACCUGAAGCAGUAUGCCUGCUAUUUUACCACCCAGCGCAUCCCUCUGUGGUGCUGGAAUCAUCCCAAUGGAAGCGCUCUGGUCCGCAUGGCCUGCAUCAGCGACCCCCUGCAGCAGAGGAAGGUAGACCAGAGGAUUUGCAGCUCAAUAACCAAGAGCCACCCACACCGGAGCGAUGUCGUGAAAGCAGACUUGGAGAAAAAUCUGCCCACCAUCCAGGAUGUGCAGGCUGCUCUUGUUAAACUGAAGCAGAUCUGUGUGAUAGACCCUUUUGAAGAGUCUGAGGAAAAGUGGCUGUCAUCCAUGGAAAGCUCACGAUGGUUGGAGUAUGUCAGGGCUUUUCUAAGGCAAGCAGUAGAGGUGGUGUACAUACUGGAUGGGAAGCAGGCCUCAGUCAUUCUACAAGAGGAGGAAGACAGGGACCUGAACUGUGUGGUGGCUUCCCUGGUGCAGCUCAUGUUGGACCCUCACUGCCGCAGUUUGGUCGGCUUUCAGAGUCUGGUGCAGAAAGAGUGGGUGAUGGCCGGCCAUCGGUUCCUUGACCGCUGUAACCACCUGAAGAAGAACGAUAAAGAGGAGUCUCCUCUCUUCCUACUCUUCCUGGACUGUGUGUGGCAGCUUUUAAAUCAGUACCCAGCAGCCUUUGAGUUCACAGAGACGUAUCUGACGAUGCUGAGUGACAGCAUGUGGAUCCCAGUGUUCAGCACCUUCCUCUUCAACUGCCCACAGGAGAGAGCUGAGCACAGUAGAGAUUUUGCCCGCAGUAAAAGCAUUGCUUUGGGGCAGGAAAAAGCUUUACGCUUCCCGCCUGUGUGGGAUUGGUCACAGCAGUUCUCCCUUAAAGACCAGACUCUGUUCAACAACCCACUGUAUGUUGGCAAGGGUGCUACAUCCGUGCAGAACGGCACAGUGAGGACGUUUAAACGCACCAAGAAAAACUACAGCUCUACGUUGCGAGGAAUGCCGCCCAGCUUACGCAACGGGAUGCUGGGGGUGCACGACACCCUCCCCAGACGAAGUUCCCUGGUGCUUCGGCUCAAGCCAGACUUUUCCCAGCCGCGGGAACCUGCGGAGAGUCCUUCGGAAUGCUUCGUCAGGGACUGGUUCUCUCGUCCCCCUGACCUGCAGGGCAUGCUGCUUCCCCAGCUCCUGCCUACCCACCUCUCUCUGUGGCGACUCUAUUUCUUGCGCUGGGUUCCCGAGGCCCGGAUCCCACAGGGAGGUCCGAUCACAGCCUUUCACAAGCUCUCGGUGCUGACAGCUGAGAUUGAGAUCCUUAAAAACCAGCUGAGGCAGUAUAAAGGAGGCCAAACCCCAGGGUUAACGCCGGGCGGGUUACGCGCCGAACCCAGCAGAAUGUACUUUAAGGCAACUUCCUCAUCUCCGCAGGUUUCCUCCACACCAGAAUACCUCAGCUCCUCUUUCCCUUUCUCUCCCGUGGGGAACCUCUGUCGCCGCGGCAUCCUUGGAACCCCGCUCAGCAAGUUCCUCAACGGAGCCAAGAUCUGGCUCUCCACCGAGACACUGGCCAAUGAGACAAUCUGAAAGCAGAACAGUGAAUAUUGUCUAACGUUUGCUUUUGGUUUUUUUUUUGUUUUUUUCUUAAACUUCUGUCACCACAGAGGUUGACAGUCAUUAGUGAACUGUUUGAAAAGGUGUUGUGGGGCAAACAGGUCACGCAAAAAAAGGAUCCCUGGUAGUCACUGUCAAAUAGCUGAAAAAUUGAAUGUUCAGUGUGAGUGGUCUGAAGUGACUUUUGAAUGCUGAUAUAGGGUUUUUGUUGUUGUUGCUGUUGUUUUUUUGGAGUGUUUUGCUCAGGAGAAGGUACGUGUGACUGCAGGACCGGCGGUUUGAAACA
Molecule: messenger RNA, 2808 nt
Organism: Chanos chanos (milkfish)
Lineage: Eukaryota; Metazoa; Chordata; Actinopteri; Gonorynchiformes; Chanidae
Gene: mtmr10
Product: myotubularin related protein 10
Exons: 16
Coding region: 195-2495 (766 amino acids)
Biological process (GO): phosphatidylinositol dephosphorylation
Cellular component (GO): membrane; cytoplasm
Source: RefSeq, a predicted model, not a curated record